Molecule: messenger RNA, 1709 nt
Organism: Vigna radiata var. radiata (mung bean)
Lineage: Eukaryota; Viridiplantae; Streptophyta; Magnoliopsida; Fabales; Fabaceae
Product: cytochrome P450 82A4-like
Exons: 2
Coding region: 94-1668 (524 amino acids)
Biological process (GO): defense response to other organism
Molecular function (GO): heme binding; monooxygenase activity; iron ion binding
Source: RefSeq, a predicted model, not a curated record
ACUUCGCCUUUUCCUCAUCACUGUAGCAAUGAAUGCUCUAUUUAAAGGAAGCCUCCUACUCAACACCAACACACAACCUUAACAAAAUCUCAAAUGGAUUUUCUUCUAAAUUACCUGAAUUCCACUACCGUUGGACUUCUGUCUCUAAUCCUCUUCUGUUUAUUUCUGUAUAAUCCCUUCAAAUUUCGACAAGGUAAAGAGGCUCCCAGAGUUGCAGGAGCAUGGCCAAUACUUGGUCACCUUCCAUUGUUGAGUCGUUCAAAGACACCCCAUAGAACUUUGGCUGCUUUGGCUGAAAAAUAUGGACCCAUCUUCACCAUCCAACUUGGUUCAAAAAAGACUGUGGUAAUCAACAACUGGGAAAUAGCAAAGGAAUGUUUCACCACAAACGACACGGCGGUUUCCUCUCGCCCCAAGCUUCUUGCCAUGGAGCUCAUAGGCUACAACAACGCCGUGUUUGGCUUUGCACCCUAUGGUCCCUAUUGGCGCGAGCUUCGAAAGAUUACAACUUUAGAGAUCCUUUCCUCUCGUCGAGUGCAACAACAGCAGCAUGUUCGAGUCUCAGAACUUCAAAGCUCGAUCAAAGAGUUGUAUAACCUUUGGUGUAGCCAAAAGAAUGAGUCUGGCUAUGCCUUAAUGGAGCUGAAGCAAUGGUUUUCUCACCUGGCUUUCAACAUGGUCCUUCGCAUGGUGGUUGGGAAGCGAUAUUUUGGCAGUGAAAACUUGGACGAUGAGAAGGCACAGCGAUUUGUGAAAGCUGUGGAGGAAUUCAUGCGUCUGUUGGGUGUGUUCGCAGUGGGAGAUACUAUUCCUUGGUUGAGAUGGCUUGAUUUUGGAGGCCAUGAGAAGGCAAUGAAAGAAAUUGCCAAAGAAAUAGACAGUAUUUUAGGUGAGGAGUUAGAGGAACAUAGACAAAAGAAGGGUUUGGGUGAGAAGGUUGAUGAAGUUCAAGAUUUCAUGGAUGUCAUGAUUUCCUUGUUUGAUGGAAAAACUAUUGAUGGGAUUGAUGCAGAUACCUUGAUCAAAUCCACUGUGCUGACAGUGAUUUUAGGAGGAACUGACACAACUAAUAUUGUUCUUACAUGGGCAAUAUCUUUGAUAUUGAGAAAUCCUUCUGUACUGGAAAAAGCUAAAACCGAACUAGACAUUCAAAUUGGGAAAGAAAAUCUGGUGACUGAGUCGGAUAUAAGUAAGUUAACAUAUCUUCAAGCCAUAGUCAAAGAAACUAUGAGAUUGUAUCCUCCUGCUCCUCUUUCGGGACCUCGUGAAUUCACAGAGAAUUGUACUUUAAGUGGUUAUAACAUAGAAAAGGGAAGUCGUCUAAUUACAAAUCUUUGGAAGAUUCAAACAGAUAGCAAUGUUUGGGAAGAGCCGUUGGAAUUCAAACCAGAAAGGUUUCUAACAACUCACAAAGAUGUUGAUAUCAAAGGUAAACAUUUUGAGUUAUUACCAUUUGGAAGUGGUAGAAGAAUGUGUCCAGGAGUAUCCUUUGGCCUUCAAAUGGUGCAUUUUAUUCUUGCUACUUUUUUACAUUCUUUUGAAAUUCUAAGUGCAUCACCUGAUCCUAUUGAUAUGAGUGAAACCUUUGGAUUAGUCAACACCAAAACCACUCCACUUGAGAUUCUUAUUAAACCACAUCUAUCUUUUACUUGUUAUCAAAACCUCUAAUCCUUGUGUCAACUACAUGAUCACAUUGGAUUUUUCUUCCA